Rhopilema esculentum is the source of this 1065-nucleotide messenger RNA. Its product is annotated as ciliary microtubule-associated protein 3. Gene Ontology annotation, molecular function: cytoskeletal protein binding. Lineage: Eukaryota; Metazoa; Cnidaria; Scyphozoa; Rhizostomeae; Rhizostomatidae. Gene Ontology annotation, biological process: regulation of cell projection organization. The record is from RefSeq and is a predicted model, not a curated record.
CCAAAUUGAGGCUGUGUUGCCUAGGAGCUGAGAGGCCAUAAUGAAAAAUAAACCAGAAGUUGAGGCAAACCAAAUACUUUCAAGUUUUAUUUCUGAAGCAACCAACACUUUUUAGCUUAUCUUGAAGUAUGGCAGCAUCGCUAUUUCCUUUAGCAACCCCAGUUCCAACAACAAAGGUAUCAUUUGGCACAACUUUGUCAAGGGAACUCUUGCCUCUGAAACCACCACAUACUAGAGCAGGAAAUGAACUUGGUCUCAGAGGCCAACCAAAUUUAGGUCCAGGAGUAUAUAACAACAAUGAGGUCAGCUCAUUUGUUUAUAAGAUAGAUCAAAAGCCAGUCUCUAAGAAAGGAUACUCUCUUGGAUCAAGAACUGCUCCAAGAUUUAAUAAGGAAACAAAUGCAGGUAUUCCUGGCCCUCCUUCAUAUCAGCCCAUUAUCAGCAAAAGUAGAAAAUUCAUUCAAGCAUACAGACCAUUUCAAUGUGGUUCUGCCAAACUCCCUUCGUUGAAGCAGGAUGCAACACCAGGUGCUGGCGCCUAUGAACAUCAAGUUGCAAAAAAUCGCAAGGUCCAAUUUCAUGGUGCAUUUGGUGGUCCACAAACCUUAAAGACUUCAAUAACUCUUAUUUGUCACAAUGGAGAUCCAGAUAUAUGUGCUUCCUGUCUUAAAAUGCCAAAUGGUGACUACUAUAGGAGCAAGUCAAAAGCCCUUUGCAGAGAUUGUUACUUCGCAAAGAUGGCUACUAGUCAGGCAAAAUCCACAAAAAGACGAAAAGAAGAGUUCAUAAAAGUUCGAGACUGUACAGAUGUACAUGGGCACGAAGGAACAAAUGCCAAACUAAGACUCAUGAGUGAAAAGGACAUAAAGAAGUUGCGAACUCGUGAGGCGUAUAUGAGUCUUUAUUACUGAUAUUCUGUAAAUAGAAUCCCGCAGUGUAUAAUUUUCUGUGACGUUUUGUUUUCCUAAUACUUGACUUUAUCAACUGUGAAUGUUGGGUAGUUAAUACAUUUAAGUAACUGAAUUUUUUUAAAAAGUAGCAUUAAAACAGAGACAAUUAUUUUAA